CUUCCAGAAUCAAACAGUUUUUGCAAUUAAAGCUCCAGAAAAUACUUAUAUUGAAGUUCCUGAUCCUGAUGAGGAUAUUGGUUUUCCACAAAAACCAAUGCAAAGGCAGUAUAAAAUGAUUAUCAGAAGUCAUAUGGGACCAAUUGAUUUGUACCUCCUGAGCAAAUAUGAAGGUCAAGUUGAGGAUACAACUGUCAAGCAGGCCAAAUCAGUGGAUGCAUGUAGUAGUUAUGGGCUGUUGUGUGGAGUGGAACGUUCGGAGCUCUCUUCAGAAGAGAAAGCUAGUCAAAACAAUUCUUCUAAAACAGUGAAUUUGGUUUUCCCUGAAGCAUAUGGGAUUCAGAAAUUAAUUCCUACAGUCAGUGAAGCUGAUGAUGAUUACGGGUUCCUAUCAGACCCGGAAGUCAGCAUCACAGUCUUGUGGGACACGUAGGAGUUAGGAGCUUUUAAUUUUUCACAAUUUACUGAAUUUUUUUUACUGGAAUCUGGUUGGUGCAAUCAGAAUGGUUUGAAGGUCUAUCUGACAGGAAAACCAGUGGAUGCUAAUCUAUACUGCUCUCUAAUAUAACAGAAAAGGAGACUCGACUGCAGUAGGAGAUCGAUCACUCUCAAGAUGAAUGCACCAACAACGGUGCUGCAUUAGUUUACCUAUAAGCACCACUUUGGGAUGCUGUCCCAAAUGGAAAUGAGAGGCAGUUAGCUUACAUUGAACAUGACAUUACUGACAUUGUUUCUUGACCACAGUUUUAGGUGUAAAUUUCAUAGCUACAGCUUACUCCUUCAAUGAAACUGAUGAUUCUUGAGCCAAUGAGGUCUCAUGUAAUCUUCUGCUACAUCCAAGCGUAUACAGCCAGGAUCAAUUUCUUAAUGAAAUAGGAUAGAAUAUUUCUAUUUUUGGAAUAACAGUAUAUACUUUAUAUUA
This is a messenger RNA of Theobroma cacao (cacao), 922 nucleotides long. The record is from RefSeq and is a predicted model, not a curated record. Lineage: Eukaryota; Viridiplantae; Streptophyta; Magnoliopsida; Malvales; Malvaceae.